Molecule: messenger RNA, 1984 nt
Organism: Mangifera indica (mango)
Lineage: Eukaryota; Viridiplantae; Streptophyta; Magnoliopsida; Sapindales; Anacardiaceae
Product: alkane hydroxylase MAH1-like
Exons: 1
Coding region: 37-1584 (515 amino acids)
Molecular function (GO): monooxygenase activity; oxidoreductase activity, acting on paired donors, with incorporation or reduction of molecular oxygen; heme binding
Source: RefSeq, a predicted model, not a curated record
GCCGGCUCUUUGAGCCAUCGUCAUAAACUUUCUGCAAUGGCGAUCAUACUUGGUUACAUUGACAUAGGUCUAGCCUUCAUAUUUUUAUACUUGAUACUUCAACGGUGGCUCGACAGGAACGCCCCCGUCAGAAACUGGCCUGUAAUCGGGAUGGUGCCAGGGCUUCUUCACAACGCACGGCGUAUGCACGAAUUUGCCACCGACUGCCUGAGGCAAGCUGGCUGGACAUAUAACGUCAAAGGACCCUGGUUAGCCGGUAUGGACUUCGUAAUCACCAGUGAUCCGAUGAAUAUUCACUACAUCUGCAGCAGAAACUUUGGCAACUAUCCCAAGGGCCGUGAGUUCAAUGAGAUUUUCGAAGCCAUGGGAGAUGGCAUUUUCAAUGCCGACGGUGAAAUGUGGAAAGUUCAGAGGAAAGUGCUGCAUUCAUUGAUCAAGAACGAGAAUUACGAGGCGGCUUUAGUUAGAACCAUCAACAGAAAAGUGGAAAAUGGCUUGUUCCCAAUUCUUAAUCAUGCCUCAGAGCUGAAAACCACGUUGGAUUUGCAAGAAGUGUUUCAGCGUUUCACCUUUGAUAAUAUCUGCAAAUUGGUUUUAGGGUUCGAUCCGGGUUCUCUUUCUGUUGGAUUUCCACCAAAUGAGUAUGAAAAGGCUUAUAGCGAGAUGGAGGAGGCGGUUUUUUACCGGCAAAUCGUGCCGGAAAGUUGUUGGAAGCUGCAAAAAUGGCUUCAAGUUGGAGAAGAGAAAAAGUUUCGUGUAGCUUAUGAAACUUUUUAUAAAUUCUUGCAUGACUGCAUCUCGGUGAAAGGAGAAAGAUUAAGCCGGCGGACAAAAGCCGAUGAUGAGGAGAAAAAAGAAGAAUUUGACUUAUUAACAGCCCUUUUGGAAGAAGAGGAAACCAUAGAAGAUGGAUUAAAAAACAGUGGUUUCACAAUGACUGAUGAACUUUUAAGAGACAUAUCAUUCAAUCUGAUCGGCGCCGGAAGAGACACCAUAAGUUCAGGCCUCACUUGGUUUUUCUGGCUCAUCGCAACUCACCCAUCAGUAGAAUCAAGAAUUCUUGCAGAAAUAACAUCAAAUUUUCAAAAAAAAGGGGACACUGAGAGACUCAUUGGCAGUGCAGGUGAGUUGAAGAAAUUCAUUUAUCUCCACGCCGCCUUAUGUGAAACGUUAAGACUAUACCCGCCAGUGCCAAUCAACCACAAAACGGCGGCGGAAGCAGACGUUCUUCCCAGCGGUCAUUUUGUGAAGAGAAAUGAAAGGGUGUUGCUUUCGUUUUACACAAUGGCCAGGAUGGAGGAAAUAUGGGGAGAAGAUUGUUUGGAAUUCAAGCCAGACAGGUGGAUUUCGAAGAGGGAAGGGUUUGUUCACGUUCCUUCUUAUAAAUUUGUAGCGUUUCAUGCUGGACCCAGAAAUUGUCUAGGAAAGGAUCAGAGUUUCAUUCAGAUGAAGAUGGCUGCCAUUGUUAUCAUCAAGAAUUAUCAUGUGCAGGUGGUGGAAGAUCAUCCUAUCUCGACAAGUGACUCCAUUGUUCUUCAUAUGAAGUACGGGUUAAAGGUUCGGAUUUCCAAGAGAAAGACCUGAUGAAGAGGACGCACGGAAAUGAUCCAUGCAACUAAAAUAAAAUAAGAAGUGCCGCAUGUAUAAUUUUUUAUAUAAAUAAUCACAUAUUAUUAUAUAAUUAAAAAUAAAAUAAUAUUUAAUUAUAUAAUAAUAUAUUAUUAUUAUUUAUAUAUAAAAUUAUACCUUUAAAAUUAUAAAUAAAAUUUAAACUGUGUUGAUGUGUCCAGUUUUCUAUCGUUUUCCAUCUCUUCAGCCUGUUUUUCCAGUUUUUGUCCCACCUCUCUUAAUGGGGGGUCACUUUCCUCUGCACUCGCAUCAUCAACUCUUUGAGAUGUUUUUGACGGUUAAAAAAUGAGAAAGUGAAGGAAAGAAAAACAUAAUAUAAGAAAAAAAAAAAAAGUAUUUAGGGUAAAAAUAUAAU